AUGUUUCGAUCGGGAUUAAGGCUAACGAGAGGACGUGGAGGGCAGAACGCCUUCUCGAUCACACGGAUUGUUCAUCUUUUCCAAAAUCAGUUGAUUUUGGUUUUGUGCCUCGCAGAGAUUGCUUUUGGGCAGAUCCGCUAUUCCGUCCCCGAGGAGAUGAAAAGGGGUUCGUUCGUGGGUAACAUAGCUCAGGAUUUGGGGAUCGACCCGAAAAGAAUGAAAUCUGGCAGCGCACGCAUUGUAAGCAGCGACAGCAGUGAGUACAUUGAGCUACAUUUAGACAAAGGGAUUCUGGUUGUCAGAGAGAGGAUAGACAGAGAACAGCUAUGCGGUCAAACGACCCCGUGUAGUUUGAGCUUUGAAGUGAUAAUGUCGAAUCCGAUGCAGUUGCACAGCGUUGUGGUGGAAAUAUUAGAUGUUAACGAUAACGCUCCGCUCUUUACUGAGAAUGAGAUUAAAUUAGAAAUUUCUGAAUCAGCUCUACCGGGGACGCUUUUUUUACAAGAGAGCGCCACAGAUCCCGAUGUUGGCAUUAAUGCGCUACAGAGCUAUUCAUUGAACCCAACAACUCAUUUUAAUAUUAAAAUUCAGACCAGCCCAGAUGGCAGUAAAUACGUGGAGAUGUUUCUGCGUGCGCCUUUAGACAGAGAGAAGGAGGAUAGCCUAGUGCUAACACUGACUGCAGUGGAUGGCGGGGAGCCGCAGAGGUCUGGCACGGUGAGAAUAAGCAUUUUGGUUCUUGAUGCGAACGACAACGUACCAGUUUUCACGCAGUCAGUAUAUAAAGCGGACGUCAUGGAAAACGCACCCAAAGGCACUCUGGUGACAGCCGUAAGUGCCGCAGAUGCGGACGAUGGUUUGUAUGGUCACGUGACUUAUCAUUUCGCUCGCAUUUCCUCUGAGAUUGUAGAACUGUUUGCACUGGACGAAACCAACGGUGAAAUAACCGUGAGGGGAGUCAUUGACUAUGAAAAAAACAAACAUUAUGAACUAAGCAUCCAGGCGAAAGAUCAAGGGGGGCAUAUGGACUCCACAAAAUUAAUUAUUGACGUUACUGAUGUAAACGACAACACUCCUGUGAUAGCGCUUACCUCGUUCUCCAGUCCGAUCUCUGAAGACUCUGUUAGUGGCACGACUGUCGCCAUUAUUAAUGUGAAAGAUCCGGAUUCGGGCAUAAAUGGACAAAUAGACUGCUCAAUCAAUAAACACGUCCCAUUUACAAUUAAGUCCACUUUAAAAAACUAUUAUACUCUUCUGACCGAGGGGCCGUUGGACAGGGAGCGCAAUGGCGAAUAUAAUAUCACAUUUACAGCUGUGGAUAAAGGAACACCUCCGCUUUCCAGCAACAAAACCGUCACACUAAAAAUAUCCGAUGUGAACGAUAACGCGCCUGUUUUUGAGCGCAGCUUCUACACUGCCCGUGUGAUGGAAAACAAUGUGCCAGGGUUGUCUGUUUUUUCAGUACAAGCGCGUGACUCUGAUUGUAAUCAGAAUGCUCGAAUAUCCUACUUAGUUGUAGAUUCUGAGGUCGGCGGGAUUCCGGUGUCAUCCUACUUUUCCGUGAACUCUGAGAACGGAGUCAUCCAUGCCCUGCGCUCUUUUGACUACGAGAAGAUAAAGGCUUUCCAGUUUCGCGUAAAAGCGCAAGAUGGGGGCUCUCCUCCACUGAGUAGUAAUGUGACGGUUAAAAUCUUUAUCCAAGACCAGAACGAUAACGCCCCUCAGAUUCUCUACCCAGUACAGACUACUGUCUCUGCUGAAAUCGUUCCUCCUUCAGCAGAAGUUGGCUACCUUGUAACUAAAGUUGUCGCUGUUGAUGUGGACGCCGGACAGAAUGCAUGGCUCUCGUAUAAACUGCUAAAGGCGACAGACAGAGCGCUGUUUGAAGUGGGCCCACAGAAUGGAGAAAUACGAACUUUACGCCAGGUCACUGAUAAAGAUGCAGUGAAGCAAAGGCUUACUGUUGUAGUGGAGGACAACGGACAGCCCUCUCUAUCGGCUACAGUGAAUGUGAACGUAGCGUUGGCGGAUAGCUUCCCGGAAAUGUUGUCUGAAUUCAGUGACUUUACGCACGACAAGAAUUACAAUGACAACCUGACGUUUUAUUUAGUCAUGGCCUUGGCUGUAGUGUCUUUCCUCUUCAUAUCUUCAUUAGUAGUAAUCAUAUCAGUGAAAAUCUACAGAUGGAGACAAUCCCGAAUCUUCUAUCAAUCCAAUCUGCCAAUCAUUCCAUACUAUCCACCCCGUUACGCAGACGCUGGAGGAACAGGGACUCUACAGCACGUUUAUAAUUACGAGGUGUGCAGGACCACAGACUCCAGAAAGAGUGACUGUACGUUUAUGAGACCUUGUAGUCAGAGCGUUUUAAUGCUGGACCCCAGCUCUACAGAGACAAUGCAGCACGUGCAGAAAGAAGAGCAUCUCCUGGGAGAUUCUGACUCUUCAGCCGAGGUGAGAUUAUAA
Messenger RNA from Conger conger (European conger), 2463 nucleotides. Its product is annotated as protocadherin gamma-A11-like. Gene Ontology annotation, molecular function: calcium ion binding. The transcript has a single exon. The record is from RefSeq and is a predicted model, not a curated record. Gene Ontology annotation, cellular component: plasma membrane. Bases 1 to 2463 code for a protein of 820 amino acids. Gene Ontology annotation, biological process: homophilic cell-cell adhesion. Lineage: Eukaryota; Metazoa; Chordata; Actinopteri; Anguilliformes; Congridae.